Messenger RNA from Gorilla gorilla gorilla (western lowland gorilla), 3778 nucleotides. It is a transcript of the gene ARSL, whose product is annotated as arylsulfatase L. The record is from RefSeq and is a predicted model, not a curated record. NCBI's taxonomy places the organism in Eukaryota, Metazoa, Chordata, Mammalia, Primates, Hominidae. Gene Ontology annotation, molecular function: arylsulfatase activity. Bases 116 to 1912 code for a protein of 598 amino acids. The transcript is spliced from 11 exons.
GCCGUUCAGUGCUGCCGAGACAGCCAGUGCGUGUCUGUUUUGGCAGGAAGAAGACGUUUCUUCCAAGGAGCAGCCUCCCCGCUACAUCCAGCCAGUGUCGCCCUUACACAGCUGCAUGUCAGGAAGUAGAGAGAGAGACAACAUGUUACAUCUGCACCAUUCUUGUUUGUGUUUCAGGAGCUGGCUGGCAGCGAUGCUCGCUGUACUGCUAAGUUUGGCGCCAUCAGCUUCCAGCGACAUUUCCGCCUCCCGACCGAACAUCCUUCUUCUGAUGGCGGACGACCUUGGCAUUGGGGACAUUGGCUGCUAUGGCAACAACACCAUGAGGACUCCGAAUAUUGACCGCCUUGCAGAGGACGGCGUGAAGCUGACCCAACACAUCUCUGCCGCAUCUUUGUGCACCCCAAGCAGAGCCGCCUUCCUCACGGGCAGAUACCCUGUGCGAUCAGGGAUGGUUUCCAGCAUUGGUUACCGUGUUCUUCAGUGGACCGGAGCGUCUGGAGGUCUUCCAACAAAUGAGACAACUUUUGCAAAAAUACUGAAAGAGAAAGGCUAUGCCACUGGACUCAUUGGAAAAUGGCAUCUGGGUCUCAACUGUGAGUCAGCCAGCGAUCAUUGCCACCACCCUCUCCAUCAUGGCUUUGACCAUUUCUACGGAAUGCCUUUCUCCUUGAUGGGUGAUUGCGCCCGCUGGGAACUCUCAGAGAAGCGUGUCAACCUGGAACAAAAACUCAACUUCCUCUUCCAAGUCCUGGCCUUGGUUGCCCUCACACUGGUAGCAGGGAAGCUCACACACCUGAUACCCGUCUCGUGGAUGCCGGUCAUCUGGUCAGCCCUUUCGGCCGUCCUCCUCCUCGCAAGCUCCUAUUUUGUGGGUGCUCUGAUUGUCCAUGCCGAUUGCUUUCUGAUGAGAAACCACACCAUCACGGAGCAGCCCAUGUGCUUCCAAAGAACGACACCCCUUAUUCUGCAGGAGGUUGCGUCCUUUCUCAAAAGGAAUAAGCAUGGGCCUUUCCUCCUGUUUGUUUCCUUUCUGCACGUUCACAUCCCUCUUAUCACUAUGGAGAACUUCCUCGGGAAGAGUCUCCACGGGCUGUAUGGGGACAACGUAGAGGAGAUGGACUGGAUGGUAGGACGGAUCCUUGACACUUUGGACGUGGAGGGUUUGAGCAACAGCACCCUCAUUUAUUUUACAUCGGAUCACGGUGGUUCCCUAGAGAAUCAACUUGGAAACACCCAGUAUGGUGGCUGGAAUGGAAUUUAUAAAGGUGGGAAGGGCAUGGGAGGAUGGGAAGGUGGGAUCCGCGUGCCCGGGAUCUUCCGCUGGCCCGGGGUGCUCCCGGCCGGCCGAGUGAUUGGCGAGCCCACGAGUCUGAUGGACGUGUUCCCCACCGUGGUCCAGCUGGCGGGCGGCGAGGUGCCCCAGGACAGAGUGAUUGACGGCCAAGACCUUCUGCCCUUGCUCCUGGGGACAGCCCAACACUCAGACCACGAGUUCCUGAUGCAUUAUUGUGAGAGGUUUCUGCACGCAGCCAGGUGGCAUCAACGGGACAGAGGAACAAUGUGGAAAGUCCACUUUGUGACCCCAGUGUUCCAGCCAGAGGGAGCCGGUGCCUGCUAUGGAAGAAAGGUCUGCCCGUGCUUUGGGGAAAAAGUAGUCCACCACGAUCCACCUUUGCUCUUUGACCUCUCAAGAGACCCUUCUGAGACCCAUAUCCUCACACCAGCCUCAGAGCCCAUGUUCUAUCAGGUGAUGGAACGAGUCCAGCAGGCGGUGCGGGAACACCAGCGGACACUCAGCCCAGUUCCUCUGCAGCUGGACAGGCUGGGCAACAUCUGGAGACCGUGGCUGCAGCCCUGCUGUGGCCCGUUCCCCCUCUGCUGGUGCCUUAGGGAAGAUGACCCACAAUAACUCUCUGCAGUGAAAAGCUGGAGCCCCGAUUCCUAAAUUUUGUCACUCAAAUUGAAACAAACCAGCUGGCCAUGGUGGUUGUCAUCCCAGCACUUUAGGAGGCCACCACGGGAGGAUCACUCCUGUGAUCAAAACCAACCUGGGCAACAUGAUGAAACUCUAGCUCUACAAAACAAAAAUAAAAAAAAAAUUAGCCUGCAUGGUGGCACACGCCUGUAGUUCUAGCUUCUCAGGAGGCUAAGGCAGGAGGAUCAUUUGAGCACCAGAGUUGGAGGCUGCACUGAGCUAUGAUUGUACCACUGCACCCCAGCCUGGGCAACGGAGCAAGACCCUGUCUCAAAAAAGAAAGAAAACAAAAAAAUGAAACAAACUUCAGUGUCAUGUUAAGAUAUCUAUUUGUAUAAGGAUGAAUAGUUUCCCCCUGUGAAAAACAAAGGAAAAGGCAAGAAAAAGUAGAAAUGAACAAUAAACAUUGGCCAGGCGCAGUGGCUCACGCCUGUAAUCCCAGCACUUUGGGAGACAGAGGCAGGCAGAUCACUUGAGGUCAGGAGUUCGAGACCAGCCUGACCAACAUGGUGAAACCCUGUCUCUAUCAAAAAAAAAAAAAAAAAAAAAAAAAGCAGCAGCAGCAGCCAGGCGUGGUGGCAUAUGCCUGUAAUGCCAGCUACUCAGGAGGCUGAGGCAGAAGAAUUGCUUGAAGCUGGGAGGCAGAGGUUGCAGUGAGCUGAGAUCGUACCACUGCACCCCAGACUGGGUGACAGAGCAAGACUGUCUCAUCAAAAAUAAAUAAAUAAACAAACAAACAUUAAUAAUGCACCGUUGAAUGAUCACUCAGACACCAAACUGGAGAGGCAAAGUAUCUCCUGGAGUCGGGGAGGAGUCUGUCAAUGGACCCCAGCUCAGUCUGGAAGAGGCCUGCCCUGUAGCCCACAACAGCACAAGUCCCAGCAAAGGUGUCUCUGUGACCUACAGGUUUGCACAUGAACAGGAGAUAGGCCCCAAAGAUAAAAACCGGCACUGAUGUGGCUUUGUCUGUGGUGCCCAUUUAUAGUGUUUGUUUAUCGUUUAUGGCCACAAGGAUGAACUGUGCUUCCCGCUGGAACUGUUUUCAAGUGGUUUUCCUUUGUCCCCAAUGCCCCAGGUGAUUUGGGCAAACUCUGGCUGUGGAAGCCGCGCUGUGCAGGCAGUGUUCGCCCCAGCUCCGAGCUGCAAGGUCAUUGCAUAAUCAGGCUGUGCCUUAAUUGUCUGGGCUGCUAGAAUGAAAAUACCAUAAACUGGGUAUCAUCAAGAAUAUUUCUUUCUUGCAGUUCUAGAGGCUGGAUGUCCAAGACCACGGCGUGACAGAACCUGUGUCUGGGGAGACAGAACGUGUGUCUGGGGAGAACCUAUUUCUCGGUUCACCGGCGUCCCAUGUCUUCACACGGUCAUCCCUCUGUGCCUGUCUGUGUCCUAUCUCUGAUUCUUGUUUUUUGUUUUUUGUUUUUUUUUUGAGACGGGGUCUUGCUCUGUUGCCCAGGCUGGAGUGCAAUGGCGUGAUCUCGGCUCACUGCAACCUCUGCCACAGGUUCAAGUGAUUCCCCUGUCUCAGCCUCCCGAGUAGGUGGGACUACAGGCGUGCACCACCAUGCCCGGCUAAUUUUUGUAUUAUUUAGUAGAGGCGUGUUUCACCAUGUUGCCCAGGCUGGUCUAGAACUCCCGACCUCAAGUGAUCCGCCCACCUUGGCCUCCCAAAGUGCUGAGAUUACAGGCAUGAGUCACUGCACCCGGCCCUAAUCUCCUCUUCUUAUAAGGACCCCACUCCUAUUGGAAUAGGGCCCACUCUUGUGACCUAAUUUUAAAGGAUGAAUAAAAACCUUAUUCCUGUGA